Messenger RNA from Aureobasidium namibiae CBS 147.97, 1176 nucleotides. Its product is annotated as kinase-like protein. Gene Ontology annotation, biological process: intracellular monoatomic cation homeostasis; protein phosphorylation; intracellular signal transduction. The transcript has a single exon. The record is from RefSeq and is a predicted model, not a curated record. Gene Ontology annotation, molecular function: ATP binding; protein serine/threonine kinase activity. Lineage: Eukaryota; Fungi; Ascomycota; Dothideomycetes; Dothideales; Saccotheciaceae. The annotation marks the transcript as partial.
ACUCGCAAUGAGUCUUUCAGCUCGCGUCGCUCUGGCAGCAUCGAGCUGCCACGCACUCAAGUCAAGAGAGCACAAACUUACCAGGAUGAUGCUCCUGGCCUUCUCCCCUCCUUCACACAAACCGCAGACCAGGGCAUGGGCACGAGAUCUCGCAGGCUGUCGACAAACAUCCCCAACGAGUUUCCGAUAGAGUGCUGCCCUCUGGAGAAGGAGUUCAAAACAUCCUCCAGAAUGCCACUCAGACGACCAAAACAAAUCGGCGAAGGCGGCUAUGCAUGCGUAAAGCUCAUGAGACGCCGAGGAGAGACCCCAGACCAUCUCUAUGCUGUCAAGCAAUUCCGUGGGCGUGACUCUUGGGAGACCGAGGAUGACUACGUGAAGAAAGUCAAGUCCGAAUAUUGUAUCGCCAAAUCUUGUCACCACCCCAACAUCAUCGAGCCCGUCAGACUUUGUUUCUCGCAUGGUAUCUGGAGCGAGGUCAUGGAGUACUGCCACAAUGGAGAGCUCUUUGGUCUUCUCGAGAAGAAGUAUUUGACCAUCAACGACAAAUACUGCUUCUUCAAGCAGCUGCUACGAGGAGUCGACUAUCUUCACAACCACGGAAUAGCUCACCGCGACUUGAAGCCAGAGAACAUCAUGCUCACAAGAGAUGGAUGCGUCAAGAUUAUCGACUUUGGACUGAGCGAGAUUUUCAGCGGACCCCACCCCAGUUUCCGUAUAGGAAUGGACGUCGAGGCUUUCAAGGUUGAUCGCGUUAGGUACUCGCAACCGGCCAUCUUCGGAUCCCAACCUUACAUUUCUCCUGAAGUCAUGGACGCGAAGGAUGAAUACGAUCCAAGAGGUCUCGAUGUGUGGUCAUGCGGUAUCAACUUCCUGAGCAUGGUCUUCGGUGUGCACCCAUGGGUCAAGGCCACACCCGACAACACGAACUACAAGAAGUAUCUCAAUGGCUGGAACAAGUGGUUGAAAGAUCGCCCUGACGGAGUGAUUGAACCUGGGUCGGACGAUUAUCCCGACUGCGGCAAGCUCUUCCAUCUCCUCAACAGCAACUCUCUAGAGCGAUUGGUCCUGAGAAUGCUCAACCCCAACCCGGAAAAGCGCAUAACCAUCGCGGAAGCACUAUCGUCAGACGUAGUACGCAGAAUGGAGUGCUGUCAACGAGUCUCGUACGAAGAG